Mangifera indica (mango) is the source of this 4780-nucleotide messenger RNA. RefSeq names its product ABC transporter C family member 3-like. Bases 73 to 4629 code for a protein of 1518 amino acids. Gene Ontology annotation, biological process: transmembrane transport. The transcript has 10 exons. Lineage: Eukaryota; Viridiplantae; Streptophyta; Magnoliopsida; Sapindales; Anacardiaceae. Gene Ontology annotation, molecular function: ATP hydrolysis activity; ABC-type transporter activity; ATP binding. Gene Ontology annotation, cellular component: vacuolar membrane; plant-type vacuole. The record is from RefSeq and is a predicted model, not a curated record.
UACAGGGGUAUUAACUCUUGUUGCUUAAACCUACAUCCACAUACAUGCAUUUCUUUCCUAGACCAAAAAGUUAUGAAGCUUUUUCAUUCAACAAGCCAUGAGAUGUUAACUUUCUUCACCCUCUCAUCUUCUCUAAUGGAUGCAGGUACUGGUUUUCUUCUUAAACCCAUGUUCUUGCAUGGGUUCUCUGCUUCAUUGCAUUUAGUUUUAUUACUUGGGUUAAUUGUUUGUUGGGUCCGCAAGAAACUGAAAGUGAGCGUUGCUCAUGAGAGUACUGAAGAUUCAAAGGAGAGGUGGAAGAGCAGAAGUGUUUUGUGGUAUAAGAAGACUUUGGUUUGUUGUUUAAGUGUUUCAGUGUUUAAUCUUGUGUUGUGUUUGUUGAGUUACUUCUACUGGUAUAGAAAUGAUUGGUCUGAUGAUAAUCUGGUGACCCUUUCUGAUUUGGUACUUAGAACGCUUGGUUGGGGUGCAAUUUCUGUAUAUUUGCGUACACAGUUCUUCAAUUCAGGGAAAAAAAAGUUCCCUUUCCUAUUGAGGACCUGGUGGGGUUUUUACAUGUCUAUUUCUUGUUAUUGCCUUGUCAUUCACAUUGUUCUUUACAACAAAAAAGUUUCUGUGCCAAUUCAAUAUGUAGUGUCUGAUGUUUUCUCUGUUAUCACUGGACUGUUUUUCUGCUAUCUGGGGUUUUUGAGGAAGCAUGAGGGUGAAGAUACCAUUCUCCUUCAAGAACCCCUUUUGGAUGGUAAUAGUGCCAGUGAUGAUGCUGUAUCAUCAAUUAAGACCAAAGGUGCUGAUAAAGUGACCCCUUACUCAAAUGCUAGUCUAAUUAGUAGUCUUACUUUCUCUUGGAUAAGUUCUCUAAUUGCUGAUGGCAAUAAGAAAACUUUAGACCUUGAUGAUGUCCCUCAAUUAGAUAGUAGAGAUAGUGUACUUGGGGCCUUUCCGAUUUUCAGAAAUAAGCUUCAGGCAGAGUGUGGUACGGGAAGUAAAGUGACCACUCUAGCGCUUGUGAAGGCACUGUUCUUCUAUUCUUGGAAGGACAUCCUUGUCACCGCAUUUUUAGCGCUUCUAUACACUUCAGCCACUUAUGUUGGUCCGUUCCUUAUUGAUACUUUUGUUCAAUACCUCAAUGGGAAGCAGAAUUUUGAGCAUGAGGGGUAUGUUUUGGUUUCUACUUUCUUCGUUGCAAAGCUUGUGGAGUGCCUCUCUCGGAGGCGCUGGAUCUUUCGGUUGCAGCAGGUUGGAGUUAGGGUCCGAGCAGUAAUUAUUGCAAUGGUAUACAAUAAGGGUUUGACACUUUCCUGUCAAGCGAUGCAGGGACACACCAGUGGGGAAAUCAUUAAUUUCAUGACUGUUGAUGCUGAGAGACUUGGUGACUUCAUGUGGUACAUACAUGAUCCUUGGCUGGUCAUCGUCCAAGUUGGUUUGGCCUUUCUGAUCUUGUAUAAAAACCUUGGGCUAGCAUCGGUUGCUACAGUCUUUGGAACCAUAAUUGUUAUGCUGGCAAAUUUUCCGUUUUGGAGAAUGCAAGAGAAGUUUCAAGACAAGCUGAUGGAAUCAAAAGAUAAAAGAAUGAAAGCAACUUCUGAAAUUUUGAGGAACAUGAGAAUUCUCAAGCUUCAGGGAUGGGAAAUGAAAUUUUUGUCUAAGAUUAUAGAGCUCAGGAAGACUGAGGCUGGAUGGUUAAAGAAACAGCUUUUCUGUGUGGCAAUGGCCAAUUUCAUCUUCUGGAAUGCGUCCAGUUUUCUGUCUGUAGUAACCUUCGGUGCUUGUAUGAUAUUAGGCAUCCCACUUUCAUCAGGGAAGAUUUUAUCUGCAAUUGCAACUUUCAGGAUUCUUCAAGUGCCAAUGUAUGCUCUACCUGACACAAUUUCAAUGAUAAUUCAGACUAAAGUUUCCCUUGAUAGAAUUGCAGCAUUCCUUUGUCUGGAUGACUUGCAGUCUGAUGUUGUUGAGAGGCUGCCAAGAGGUAGUUCUGACACAGCAUUGGAGAUCAUUGAUGGGAACUUUUCUUGGGAUCUUACGUCUCCUAAUAAAACACUGAAAGAUAUAAACUUGAAGGUGCUCCAUGGCAUGAAGGUAGCAGUUUGUGGGAUAGUUGGAUCAGGCAAAUCAAGCUUACUUUCUUGUAUUUUAGGAGAAAUACCGAAAAGUUCCGGCAUCCUGAAACUGUGUGGUACAAAGGCCUAUGUUGCUCAAUCACCUUGGAUACAAAGUGGCACGAUUCAAGAAAACAUUUUGUUUGGCAAGGAGAUGGACAGAGUAAGGUAUGAUGUUGUUCUUGAGGCCUGUUCAUUGAAAAAGGACCUGGAAAUCUUCGCUUUUGGUGAUCAGACGGUUAUUGGAGAGAGGGGGAUCAAUUUGAGUGGAGGACAGAAGCAAAGAAUACAAAUUGCUCGUGCCAUCUACCAAGAUGCUGAUGUCUAUAUGUUUGAUGAUCCUUUCAGUGCUGUGGAUGCUCAUACAGGAUCUCACCUCUUUAAGGAAGUUUUGCUGGGACUUCUGCGUUCAAAAACAGUGAUAUAUGUAACUCAUCAAGUGGAGUUCUUACCAACAGCUGAUCUCAUCCUGGUCAUGAAAGAUGGAAAGAUUUCACAGGCUGGAAAAUAUGGGGACAUUCUAAAUUCAGGAACUGACUUUAUGGAGCUUGUGGGUGCUCAUAAGCAAGCUUUAUCAGCAAUAGAUGCAAUGGAGGGAGAACUAGUUUCCAAAAAAAAUUCUGAAAGUGUUGAUCAGAGUAGCAGCACUAGCAGGGUUGGCAAUGAAGAAGAAAACAAAAAUGACCAGAAUGAUAAAUCAGAUGAAGUUAUUGAGUCUAGAGGGCAGCUUGUUCAGGAAGAAGAAAGAGAGAAAGGAAAAGUUGGAUUUUCAGUUUACUGGAAAUAUAUCACAAUUGUAUAUGGAGGAGCUCUUGUGCCCUUUGUAUUGCUUGCACAGGUUCUCUUUCAGACCUUUCAACUUGGCAGCAAUUAUUGGAUUGCCUGGGCAACUCCAGUGUCAGAGGAAAUGAAACCUCCUGUUGGGAGUUCUAAGCUAAUAAUUGUGUAUGCAAUUUUGGCCAUUGGAAGUUCCUUUUGCUUGCUUGCUAGAAACACACUUGUUGUAACCAAUGGAUACAUAGCAGCGCGUUGGCUGUUUAGCAAAAUGCAUAUGUGCAUUUUCCGUGCCCCCAUGUCCUUCUUCGAUGCAACGCCAAGUGGACGAAUUCUAAACAGAGCUUCUACUGACCAAAGUGCUGUGGAUUUGAAUGUUCCUAUGCAAAUUGGGGGUUUUGCCUUCGGUAUUAUCCAACUUCUAGCAAUCAUUAUUGUGAUGUCUCAGGUGGCUUGGCAGGCUUUUAUAGUUUUUAUACCAGUGAUUUCUACCUGCAUAUGGUAUCAGCAAUAUUACAUUUCCUCAGCCAGAGAACUUUCACGGUUGGUUGGAGUAUGCAAAGCUCCAGUGAUACAACAUUUUGCAGAAACAAUUUCAGGGACAACAACUAUCAGGAGCUUUGAUCAAGAAUCAAGGUUUCAAAACACAAAUAUGAAACUGAUGGAUGGAUAUUCUCGACCCAAAUUUCAUGUCGCUGGAGCAAUGGAAUGGCUAUCUUUCCGCCUUGAUGUGCUGUCUUCUGUAGCAUUUGCCUUAUCUUUGGUCCUCCUUAUUUCUGUUCCAGAUGGUGUUCUUAAUGCAGCAAUUGCUGGCCUAGCUGUGACAUAUGGACUCAAUCUUAACACUUUACAAGCUUCUGUAAUAUGGAAUCUUUGCCAACUGGAGAACAAGAUUAUAUCAGUUGAAAGAAUGCUUCAGUACACUCGUAUUCCUAGUGAGCCACCUCUCGUUAUAGAAGAAAGUCGACCUGACCCUUCUUGGCCAUCCUAUGGAGAAGUUAGCAUGCAUUAUCUACAGGUUCGCUAUGCUCCACACUUGCCCCUUGUAUUGCGAGGUUUAACAUGCACAUUUUUGGGAGGGAUGAAAACUGGCAUAGUAGGGAGAACAGGCAGUGGUAAAUCAACUCUCAUUCAAACAUUGUUUCGGAUUGUUGAGCCUGCAGCUGGUCAGAUUAUGAUAGAUGCCAUCAAUAUCUCAUCCAUUGGACUGCAUGAUUUGCGGUCAAGACUAAGUAUUAUUCCUCAGGAGCCAACCAUGUUCGAGGGGACUGUUCGAAGCAAUUUGGACCCUCUUGAAGAAUACACAGAUGAGGAAAUUUGGGAGGCGCUGGAAAAGUGCCAGCUUGCAGAAGAAGUUAGAAAGAAAGAAACGAAACUAGAUUCCAAAGUUAUUGAGAACGGAGAGAAUUGGAGUAUGGGUCAGAGGCAGUUGGUGUGUCUCGGGCGUGUGCUACUCAAGAAAAGCAAGGUCUUGGUGCUGGAUGAAGCUACUGCGUCUGUUGACACCGCUACUGAUAAUCUGAUUCAGCAAACUCUCCGGCAGCACUUUUCAGACUGCACAGUCAUAACAAUCGCACAUCGCAUAACUUCUGUUCUUGACAGUGAUAUGGUUCUGCUUCUAAGUCAAGGACUCAUUGAGGAAUAUGAUUCUCCUGCAAAGUUGCUGGAGAACAAGUCGUCGUCAUUUGCACAACUUGUUGCAGAGUACAGUCUGAGGUCAAAUUCCAGCUCUUACGAAAAGUUGGCUGGAAACUGAUUGCCAGGGAACUGGUGUAUGUUGGUAAUGUUCUACAGAAAAUAUGGUUCUGUAUUUUGGCUCUUUGUUGUUUCAAAUCGUGUUCCCUGGAAACACUUAUUUUGAUUCUGUGAUAGUACUUCAAACUUCAAUAAUUUUUCAUUUGAGCCAA